UAGAAAUCGCCACAUCUUUGUCAGUGAACAAAAUGGCAACUUACUGUCUCACCGUCGCGCGGCUGCAGCUUGCUCUGGGGCAUGGCGCGCGGCGGCUGCAUGUGGCGGCCGCUUAUAGAGCCAAGGCCCAAGUGUCCAUGAGCCGCUUCGAGCCCACCUCCUUCGUCAGCUACGACAAGCUCCAGUCCAAUGUUGACGUCGUACGAAAGAGGCUCAACCGACCUCUUACCCUGUCAGAGAAGAUUGUAUACGGCCACCUCGAUGACCCCCACAACCAGGAGAUCGAUCGCGGGCGUACUUACCUUCGCCUGCGCCCCGACCGCGUGGCCAUGCAGGACGCCACAGCGCAAAUGGCCAUGCUUCAGUUCAUCAGCAGCGGCUUGCCGCAGGUGGCGGUCCCCUCCACCAUCCACUGCGAUCACUUGAUUGAAGCCCAGAUCGGCGGCGAUCAGGAUCUGGCCAGGGCAAAGGAAGUAAACCAAGAGGUCUACAACUUCCUCGCAAGUGCUGGUGCUAAAUACGGAGUUGGUUUCUGGAAACCGGGUUCUGGGAUUAUCCAUCAGAUCAUUUUGGAGAACUACGCCUAUCCUGGUGUGAUGCUCAUCGGCACAGAUUCCCACACACCAAACGGUGGCGGACUCGGUGCCAUAUGCAUCGGAGUCGGAGGCGCUGAUGCUGUGGACGUCAUGGCAGGGAUCCCUUGGGAGCUCAAAUGUCCCAAGGUGAUCGGGGUGAGGCUGACGGGUUCCCUCUCUGGCUGGUCGUCACCAAAAGAUGUCAUCUUGAAGGUGGCUGGCAUUCUGACGGUGAAAGGCGGCACCGGCGCCAUCGUCGAGUACCACGGACCGGGUGUUGACUCAAUUUCCUGCACUGGAAUGGCCACCAUUUGCAACAUGGGAGCGGAAAUCGGCGCUACCACUUCAGUGUUCCCCUACAACCACCGCAUGAGGACUUAUCUGGAGAAGACUGGGCGCGAAGAGAUUGCCGCUCUGGCUAAUGAGUACUCCGAUCUGCUGGUGCCAGAUAAAGGCUGCGAGUACGACCAAGUCAUCGAGAUCAACCUGGAUGAGCUAAAGCCCCACAUCAACGGUCCAUUCACCCCCGACCUGGCUCACCCAGUGUCCGAGGUGGGUUCCGUGGCCGAGAAGAACGGCUGGCCACUGGAGGUUAAAGUUGGUCUGAUUGGCAGCUGCACCAACUCGAGCUACGAGGACAUGGGCCGCGCCACCUCCGUGGCGAAGCAGGCUUUGGACAAAGGCCUGAAGUGCAAAGCUCAAUUCACAAUCACCCCCGGCUCGGAGCAGAUCCGCGCCACCAUCGAAAGGGAUGGUUACUCCAAGAUCCUUAGUGACGUCGGAGGCGUCGUUUUGGCCAACGCUUGCGGGCCCUGCAUCGGCCAGUGGGACAGGCGCGAUGUGAAAAAAGGCGAGAAGAACACCAUCGUCACCUCCUUCAACAGAAACUUCACAGCCAGGAACGACGCCAACCCCGCAACGCACGCCUUUGUCACGUCCCCCGAGAUUGUCACUGCGUUAGCCAUCGCCGGAACUCUCAACUUUAACCCCGAGACCGACUACCUGACAGCCCCCAACGGUGAGAAAUUCAAGUUACAGCCCCCCAGUGGAGACGAGCUCCCCGCCAGAGACUUUGACCCGGGUCAGGACACUUACCAGCACCCGCCCGCCGACGGCACGGGCCUCAAGGUGGACGUCAGCCCUCAGAGUAACCGACUGCAGUUGCUGGAGCCCUUUGACCAGUGGAGCGGCAAAGACCUGGAGGACCUGAGAGUUCUCAUCAAGGUCAAGGGCAAGUGCACCACGGAUCACAUCAGCGCCGCCGGGCCUUGGCUGAAGUUCCGAGGCCACUUGGACAACAUCUCCAACAACAUGCUGAUCGGCGCCGUCAACAGCGAGAACGACGCCAUCAACUCGGUGAAGAACCACCUGACGGGCGAGUACGGAGGCGUGCCCGACGUGGCCCGUCACUACAAAGCCAACAGCGUGUCGUGGGUGGUGGUGGGAGACGACAACUACGGCGAGGGCUCCAGCAGAGAGCACGCCGCGCUGGAGCCCAGACAUCUCGGAGGAAGAGCCAUCAUCGUCAAGAGCUUCGCGAGAAUCCACGAAACGAACCUAAAGAAGCAGGGCCUCCUGCCGCUGACCUUCAGCGACCCGUCAGAUUAUGAUAAAAUCAGCCCCGAUGACAAGAUCUCCAUUAAAGGACUGGAAACGUUCACUCCCGGAAAGUCUUUGAGCGCCGUUGUGAAGCACAGCGACGGCACCGAAGAUGUCCUGGAACUCAACCACAGCUUCAACGAAACGCAGAUCGAAUGGUUCAAGGCCGGUUCCGCUCUCAACAGGAUGAAGGCGCUGCAGCACUGAGGGACGGACGGGGGCAGCCGGAGGGGGCGGGGGUAUACCUGCAUCUGGCAUACCUCGCGGAGAUCCUCACUUGUCACGCGUGUCCGGUCAAACAAUCGCAAUUGCUCUGCGGUCAUGCCCGCCCUCCUGUUGUACAUCGCAGUACAUGACGUUUUUUUUUUUUUUAUGUGUGUGACGUACGCUGGCCCGGUAAGCUUUCAACUGACACGUGACCGAUUGCCGAUAUUCUGUCACGGGUCAGAACUUGACCGCUGGAUCUUCUCCAACUUGAUCCGAUUCGUUCAGCUAGUCUGCUGUGGUGCUGUUGUGCAUGCCACAUAUUUCACGACAGCUGGGUGUGUGCGUGUGUUUGUGACAGUUAAGCCGACGGAAUUUUUCGAAAAGAAUUUAAACCAAAUUUGUGAUAUCCGCCGAGCGUUGGUUGAAUGAUCUCAAUCGUCCGUUUUCGGAAUGUGUUUUCAGCUCUGUUGGUUAGUUGCCCUCAGUCUCUCCCCCCCGUCAUUUUUAAGGGUCGAAUGUGAAAGAAAAAAAAUCGACCACUCUUCUAUUUAUUUUCCAGGCUUAAGUCAUGAAAAUAGUUUUUGUUCUGUGCUCACAUAACAAUCACAUCAACAAUCACACACCCUACCCCCCCCCCCCCCCCACACACACACACACACAUGAACAGUUUCCUGAGGUCUAGGAAACAAAGCUGAUGUAAUACUGUCACCACUGGAUUCUAUGUAAAAACUGUCAAAUGAAGGUUUGUUUUUUGCAGCUGAUGUGGAGAAGAUACAGAUCAGAUUUUAUUUUUUAUCUAUAAUGGCAAAUUAAAAAAAAAAAUUCAAUAAUGAAUUGAGGUCACCCUUAAACAUCUCAUAGUCUCUGUCUAUAUGUGCUUAAUUUCUCCCAGCUGCUCUGUGUUCUAAAAACCGGAAUGGGUUGUAGAAUAAAUACUGACAGAUCU
Molecule: messenger RNA, 3327 nt
Organism: Hippocampus zosterae (dwarf seahorse)
Lineage: Eukaryota; Metazoa; Chordata; Actinopteri; Syngnathiformes; Syngnathidae
Gene: aco2
Product: aconitase 2, mitochondrial
Exons: 17
Coding region: 33-2381 (782 amino acids)
Biological process (GO): tricarboxylic acid cycle
Cellular component (GO): cytosol; mitochondrion
Molecular function (GO): aconitate hydratase activity; 4 iron, 4 sulfur cluster binding
Source: RefSeq, a predicted model, not a curated record